AUGCCUCAUCCUCCACUUUUAGUCGUGUUUUCCUCCCUCGUUAUGUCUCCACCACCGCCCCUUCCUUCCCCACAGCCCCUUCCCCCUCCUCCUCCUCCUUCACCCACAGUCACUCAUGUUGAUGUCCCCGCUUCUCUGGUUAAGUCAUCCCCACCCCCUCCCUUCCCCCUACCCAUACAGUGGUUACUAGUUUGA
This is a messenger RNA of Prunus armeniaca (apricot), 195 nucleotides long. The record is from the annotation of a GenBank genome assembly. NCBI's taxonomy places the organism in Eukaryota, Viridiplantae, Streptophyta, Magnoliopsida, Rosales, Rosaceae.